UCAGUCAUUUUGAAACUCAAUAGUCAAUACACUCCGUAAAAAAUUGAAGGCCCUGACCUAGGGUUUCUAACCUAAGCUCGGCCAUGGAAACAGAGACGACGACAGCAACAUGGCUCCUUGGCAACGACAGAUUCAGGGGAACCAGACAUGUGUGGCAGUUUUGUAACGCCUGGGUAAGAAAGCAACUAUGGCUACCGGCUGGGCUGGACGCGGUAACGACCGCAGAUCUUAGGCGCAGCAAAGACCACUUUGGCUAGCAGAUCCCUAUUUAAAAGGCUGUUUUUGAGCUAAUGGAACUAGAUCUCCAUCAAGACCAUGCGACCUCCAGUCCUGGGAGUUGCUUCUUUGCGUGGGCAAAGAUGGACCUUUGAUGAGCUGCUUCCAUUCCUUGCACACGCUUUAGAGCCAGAAAAGCAAGCUGGCGGGGAGGUAGAAGAGAAUUUCUUGGUAAAUGUUGGAGGGAAGAUCUUUGGUUGGGAUUUGGCUUUUGGGUUUGCAUAUGUUUAUGGGUCUUGGUUUUGGGUUUUGGAUCUGGUUUUGGUUAUGCUUUUUGGGGCUGGGUUUUGGGUCUGGUUUAUCCAAGCAACUGAAAAACCAGACAGGUGGAUGGCAGCCUUACCAGACCAGUCGAAGGAGGCAGGCUUCCCUAUUGGUGCUGGAUCAACUUGCUGGGCAGGGCCUGGUACAUCGGUUGCUGCUGCCAAGGCCUUUGACAGAUCAGGGUCAGGUUCGCAAGUUCAACUUCAUUGUGGUGCUUUGUGUGCUGCUGUUCAAAGGAAGGCUGGCCUGGGUUCCCGGGGUUGGCAGGACAAUAGAAUCAGGGACCUUUGUGCCAACCUUGGUGUGACGCUUACGUCUAGCCCUUUUGGAGGCCAAACCAGCAUUAACAUAUCAGAAACAUCUGCUUCUAAAACCCUUUUUCAAGCUGAUGUUGAGACCUUGUUUCGAACUGUUGAUGAGACCCAGAACACCACCACCAAGAGCACUUCAAUUGUACAAGCUGAUGUAAAGGCCAACACCCCUUUAAAUUUUAAAACUAUCUUGCAGUCACCCCUCAACUCGAACCGAUUGCAAUCCAUAGGCCUUUCUCCUGAGGUAGAACCACUUCACCCCAUAAGGGAAUCCACUACUUGGCCUUCUCGAGCAAUUAAUGACAAACAGACCAUUGGGGAAGUCACCCAAGUGAAGCCAUUUUUUUCACUUAGAGAUAUGAAAGCAAUGAAUUUAAAAGCAGGGCAGUUGGUCGAGCAUUAGGAAACCAGCAAGUGAAGUGUUUCUGUUGGGAGGUGGGCAACCUAACACCCUAUUGAGUCACGACAGGAAAGAAAGGGAAAGGCAUCAA
Cuscuta campestris is the source of this 1342-nucleotide messenger RNA. The record is from the annotation of a GenBank genome assembly. Lineage: Eukaryota; Viridiplantae; Streptophyta; Magnoliopsida; Solanales; Convolvulaceae.